AUGAAGAUUUCUUGCUGUUAAAGCCAUAUAAUUGUAAAGGUUCCAGCUGUACUGGGACAUUGUAACAUCAAGUCAUCCACAGGUAUGAGUUCUGCUUAACAUGGCCCUGUUCUACUAGGCCUGCCAUGACUGCAUUUUUUACCAGUGUUCCUACUUGGAUUCAAGAUGCAAAGCAGGAGGAGGAGGAGAUGGGCUGGAAAUUAGUCUCCAGGCAAAGGGGUCGAGAGGCUGAAAGUCAAGGGAAAUGCCAGUGUGAAAUUUCUGGGACCUCCUUUACCAACGUGGACAAGCUGAGAAGUCACACGUUUGCUCAUACGGAGCAGAGACCUUACAACUGUCCUCAGCUGCACUGUGGGAAGGCCUUUGCAUCCAAGUACAAACUCUAUAGGCACAUGGCCACACACUCUGCUCAGAAGCCUCACCAGUGUAUGUACUGUGAGAAAAUGUUCCACCGGAAGGACCAUCUCCGUAAUCACCUGCAGACGCAUGACCCCAACAAGGAAGCUCUUCACUGCCCUGAGUGUGGCAAGAACUACAACACCAAACUAGGCUUCAGGCGACAUUUGGCUAUGCAUGCAGCUGCCAGUGGUGAUCUGAGCUGCAAAGUGUGCUUGCAGACAUUUGAGAGCACUCAGGUUCUCCUGGAACACCUCAAGGCUCAUUCCAGGAGGGUGUCUGGUGGAGCGAAGGAAAAGAAGCACCCUUGCGAUCACUGUGACAGACGUUUCUACACACGUAAAGAUGUGCGGAGACACCUGGUGGUGCACACAGGGCGGAAGGACUUCCUGUGCCAGUAUUGUGCGCAGAGGUUUGGGCGGAAGGACCAUCUGACCAGGCACAUGAAGAAGAGCCACUCCCAAGAACUGCUGAAGAUCAAGACAGAGCCAGUUGACAUGUUGGGUCUCCUAAGCUGCAGCUCCGCUGUAACAGUGAAAGAAGAGUUGAGUCCAGUUUUAUGUAUGGCAUCCAGAGACAUGAUGAGUGGUAAGAGCUUUCCUGGCAUGCUACCUAUGGGCAUGUACAGUACACACCUCCAAGCUAUGCCAAGCUCAGGGAUGCCCCAUUCUUUGGUCCCCACCUCUCUUCCAAUGGGAAUGAGUUAUCCUCUGGAAUCUUCUCCUAUCUCCUCCCCACCACAACCUCCUCCGAAGUACCAGCUUGGAUCUACCUCAUAUUUACCUGAGAAACUACCCAAAGCAGAGGUGGAGAGCUUUCUGUCAGAGCUGCCUGGCAGUCUCUCUCUCUCAUCUGGUGAGCCUCAGUCGUCCUCGCCUCAGUCAGUAACUCUGGAUGAGACUCUGCUUUCCAAGAGCCCUGCUAAUCUUUCAGAGGCUCUCUGUGCUGCUAACAUGGACUUUUCUCAUCUUCUGGGCUUCCUCCCCCUGAAUCUUCCUCCAUGUAGUCCACCUGUGUCAUCAGGAGGGCUGGUCAUGGGCUACUCACAAGGGGAAAACCAGCCAUUGCUCACCACUUUGCAACCUCAACCUCAAGAAUCUCCUGGAUCUGGAGGCUCCCUGAACUUUGGUCCUCUUCAUUCAUUACCCCCGGUCUUCACCUCGAGCUUGAGCACGACCACCCUGCCACGUUUCCACCAGGCAUUCCAAUAAGAUGACUGUGGCAGUGGCGAGCAGAUCGUCCCCUCGUCCUUGCUUGGAGAGCCUUGAAAAUGCACAACUCUGAUACUUCCCCACUGGGAUGUGAAAGCUUUUGAAAGCUUGUUUCAGACGGGAUGAUUCUGGUGUCUGGAGGGAGCACUUGUAGACUGGAAGAGCAGCUAUCCCUGUGCAUGUCCCAGUCCUGUUUUGUGAAAAGGUUUCAGCUGUCUUUUUUUUUAAAAAAUUUUUAAUCUGUGAAUCGGGAGCCACACUUAGCACUGACCUUCCCUGAGGCUUUGGAGCCUUGUUCCUUUUUGGGAAGGGGAUUGAAUCCAAGGAGCUGGGACUGUUUUAGCUUGGGCAUACUUGGACUAACCUUUUGAAGAGUCCAACUUCCAUUUUAUUUAAACACAUUGCAGUUCUGAUAUUAAAGCUAGUACCUGCCGGUGAAUCUGGAGGAGGGGCAAGUU
Pelodiscus sinensis (Chinese soft-shelled turtle) is the source of this 2065-nucleotide messenger RNA. Lineage: Eukaryota; Metazoa; Chordata; Testudines; Trionychidae. The record is from RefSeq and is a predicted model, not a curated record.